Messenger RNA from Monodelphis domestica (gray short-tailed opossum), 3449 nucleotides. It is a transcript of the gene EFHB, whose product is annotated as EF-hand domain family member B. Lineage: Eukaryota; Metazoa; Chordata; Mammalia; Didelphimorphia; Didelphidae. The record is from RefSeq and is a predicted model, not a curated record. Gene Ontology annotation, molecular function: calcium ion binding.
CCCUGGGCAGUUCGGUGUGCCCCAGGAUUGGAGUGGAGCGAGUCUAACUCCUCAGGCGGGCGGCGGUGGUCAUGGACUCCGAAGUGGCCUCGGGGCCCUCGCCGGGGAUGGGGACUUCCAGGACCGCGGAGUUCUCGGAGGUCUCGGAGCUCCUGAAAACCAUCCCAGGGCUCAGGGCACGUCCUUGCUUAGAGAAAUACUCGGUCUUGGGCUUGAGAAGUUCCCCGCGGCGGAGGCCAGUGAACCUCGUACCUCCCCCAGGCUCCGAGCCCAGGUUUGAGCCAUCUUUGAGGAGCAGCUCUGGGAGCGAAGGUCGCUUGGUGUGCAUAGAGAAUGAAGGGACACCGGGCAUGAUGGUGCGCCCUGCCGAGAUGCCCUGCCCGGAGGCCACGAGCCUUCUUAAGGACAUGUCACCCACUGAGACAAACCCUGACUUGGGCAUGAAGCCUGGUUUGGGAUUAGAAACCCAUCCCCCUUCGGCCAUGGACAUCAGGGACAAGGACCCGGAGAAUCGGCAGAAAAUGCAGGAGAAGCUGGCCAUGCACAUCUCCUAUAGUCCGAAGACCAACGAGAGGUCAAUAAGAGAGCUCUCAGAAGAGAUCUUUUCCCCUGGACCUACCUUGGAGGUGGAGACGGAGCCUUCAUGCCAGUUAGAGGUUGGACUGCCCAGUAGGGUGAUGCCCAAGUUGGAACCCGCUAUUGAGGGUCCUGUAGGGCUGGUGAUAGAGCCACCAGGAUAUGACUAUAACUUGAAGCCAGAAGAACUUCCAAAGCCUGAGAAAUGUUUGGAACCUGGAGUGGAGCAUCCAGAUAAUGUCCGACCCAUUUAUCUCGGGAAAUAUUUUGACCGCACCCCUUGCUGGCGAAGUGCAGGGAAGAUUAUUCCAAUUGGAUACAGAGUUGGAACCUGUUUGACUGAAAAAUGGCCUCCGCCAGUGACUCCACCCAAUGAGAGGAAGUUUUACAAAGCCAGAUAUCCAGAGCCUGGUACCAGACGAGUAUUUUAUGGCAGAGCCAAUGAUCCAGAUGUUUCUCACUUGAAACAUGGUAAACAAAGUGAGAAGUCGAUCCGGGCGGGCCCAGUGAUCAAUCCACCUCCUCUUUCUAUAUUUCAACAAACGAUUAAGGACAAGAAAGAAUCCCUCUAUCUCAGUAAUCGGAGAGCACCAUUAGGGAAGUCCCAUGAUCAAAUGCAAAAUUUACCUGAAUGCAUUGAUAUCUACGGUACAACAUUCGGAGUCCCAAUUUUCAGAGAGAUUACUGCCAGAGAGAUCGUGAAUCCCCCCAAAUCCUUUGAACAAGUACAAGAAGAAGCAGCGCGAGGACAUGACCUGUACGUUGUAUCACACAAUGAUUAUCAAGUAGGGGAAGUGAAGAAUAGGAACUAUAACCCAGCAAGUUUUCAUAAAUUGAAAACGUUUGGAGUGGAAACGCCACACACGAACAACGGCCGAAGUUUAGCAAAAUCUCUGUGUUGGCUCCAUGAACUACAAAUGAAGAAGGGCAGUAAAAUAAUUUCUAAAAGAGUCAAUGAUUUCAAAGAAAAGCAUCAGCACCAACUUGGAAAACCCUGGGAUCCCAUUGCAGAAACAAUGACUGUCCCACCAGACCACACCUUUGGGAUAUUACUGGAACCAGAAGACUAUGGGGCUGCUGACUUAAUCUACAACCGAUUACCAAGCGAGUACCGUCGUGGCAAAGAUCGAGAGUGGGCUGUCCUUUCAGCUGUCCGGCAGCAGCUGAAGAAAGUGAACUACCACAACUUUGAUUCUUUGCUGUUAGCAUUCAGGCAUUUCGACAGGAAUGGAGAUGGGUUCAUAGACAAACCAGAGUUCCAGAGAGCCUGCUUCCAGAUGAACCUGCAACUAGACCAGAUGCUCCUGGAUGAACUAUUUGAUUACUGUGAUCUGGAUGAGGAUGGCAGGAUUAACUAUCUAGAAUUUACCAAUUUUCUGAACUGGAAAGGCAAAAUGCCCAUUCAAGAAUUUGAAGAAAAGAUCCUUAAGAAAGGGAAAAAAGUAUCUGAAAAUCCUCCAUGUCUCACUAUUGCUACUGGAGGGGACAAGUCUAAUCCUUUGAUCAAUCCGGAAGAUAUUGUAAAAGAAGAACCUGGAAGUGAAAUGAAGAGCCCUCACACUCUCUCACGACCAACAGAUAAAGUAUUUGCUGAUUAUAAAACAUCUUCUUCUCAGAUUAAUUCAGUUGUAGGAGGCAUUUCUCCAAUGUGUAUCCCCAUGUGUGGUGUCCCAACAAUUCGUUCUGACAUCUGUGCUCCUCGUUUUCGUCGCAUCAGUGAUAGAAACAAUUAUGGUGAUUCAGGCGAUGCUUAUUCAUUGCUAUACCCAUCUGUCUUCAGUGAAAAAGGAGUGUUUGAAAGAGACUUCUUUAAGGCUAGAUCAAAAGAUGAGAUCACAGCCUGACCAUCUUGUGGGAUGCUUCCACAUGUCCUCUCGUGUAUCUGAACAGAGACUUCAUGAAACAUCCUGAUGCCAUGAAAACAAAGGCAUGCCUGGGGUGGAAGCAGACUCUUGAGUAAAAGCAGCAGCCAAAUAGAGAAACUGGAAAUAAAAGAAAACUUUAGUGUGAUCCUUAGUUGGGAGCAUUCCACAGAAACAGAGCAGAUAAGACAGUGAUUGACAUUUAAGAAUUUUCAGCCAAGGGUUAGAGAUUGAUUGUUCCUUGACCAAUCAAUGAUGCUUCUAGAGAAUAAUUUUAAAAACACUUUGAAAUACUUACUAUAUCAUUUAAAAGGGGCCAGGUUAAGGUAGGACCUCUUCCCUGGGACUCCUAUUCAUUUUAGAGGUUGAUCUAGUUAAUCAAACAGGAAAAACAAAAAUGCUGAAAAAUGUAUAUUACACAAGUGGUGACAUAGUUAGAUGGGCAGCCCAAUGAAUUAGCCUAUUAGAACAUAUGUUUUGGAUAGAUACUGUAGAGAUGAGUUGCAUUCAGAGCUGAAUAGAAGGAGAUAGAUUUCAUUUGGGAAGUUGAGCAAUAUUUGCAGUGAUUUCAAGAUUUUUUUCUGGCGGGUGAAAGCCCAUCUUUUAUAACAUUAUUGUGCUCUGAGUAGAUAGGUGCAAAUUAUGAAACACCAUUACAAUUGAAAGUGCUCCAAAGGAAAACUGGAAUGUGAUGGACAUAGGUUAAGUGCAAGAUAUCACCAAUAAUUGAGAGCUAGGCCUAGAGAUGGGUGGGGAAUCUUGGGUUCAAAUCUGGAUCCAGAAACCUCUUAGCUGUGUGAUCUUGAGCAAGUCACUUAACCCCCAUUGCCUAAUCCUUACUGCUCUUUUGUCUUAGAACCAAUAUAUAGUAUGGAUUCUAAGAUGGAAAGAAAGGGUUUAAAUAAAAAGACAUUACCAAUAGUGACUUGCAUAGGAGUAGACUCCAUCAAGCUUCUGCAUGACCAGAAAGGGAGAUAAAAUAAAUGUCUAGGAAGAGUCAGGGAUAAAAAA